AUGUUAACACGUUAUUGCAACACCAGUAGCUAUUCAACAUGGUUAGUAUUAGGGAUGCUUGUUGCCUUUCUAAUCGUCUUGCAACAUUGUUCAUCCAAUGUUGAUGGAGCAGCAACUUCAAAUGGUACACUAAGGGAAUGGCUCACCUCUUUGCAAAAUGAAGCAGCUUCAUUAGAACGCUCAGCUUUACAAUUGGAAAUGGCGAUUGCUUUGUUGACUAAGGCAAAUUCAACAAGUACAUCCCUUAGAGCUUCUCAACUUGCAAAGAUUAGAAAGUCUAUUGCCUUACUUGCAAGUGAAAUUCAAAUCAUCAACGAAACAUGCUCUACAUACACUGGUCAAAACUGUGAUAAUGCCGUCUGUAAUUCAAAGUGUUUGAGCUGUUUUUCUAAUAAUAAUUGUAUCCAGUGUACUGGAAAUUGGGAUGGAAAAGAAUGCUCAAUUUGUAAAACUGGAUGGGGUGGCUCUGAUUGCAACACUCCAGUAUGUGAUUCUAAAUGUAGUAUGUGCUCAUCGCCAGGAGUUUGUUCUGCUUGCUAUGGUAACUGGAAUGGUGUUACUUGUUCAACAUGUAAUUUAGGAUGGACUGGUGUUGAUUGUAAUACACCAAUUUGUGAAGUCAAUACAUGUAUUGGUAAUUGGAAUGGAACAUCUUGUUCAACAUGCAGAAUUGGCUGGAAUGGAACUAAUUGUACCACACCAGUAUGUGAUUCUAAAUGUGCUAAUUGUACAUCACCAGGAGUUUGUUCUGUUUGCUCUGGAAACUGGAAUGGAACAACUUGCUCUACUUGUAAGACUGGUUGGACAGGUUCUGAUUGUAAUACACCAAUUUGUGACGCCAAAUGUACAACAUGUGCCUCACCAGGUGUUUGUUUUGUAUGUUCAGGAAACUGGAAUGGAGCUACUUGUUCAACAUGUAAAACUGGUUGGUCAGGUACCAGUUGUGCAACACCAAUUUGUGAUGCCAAAUGUACAACUUGUGCCUCACCAGGUGUUUGUUCUGUAUGUUCUGGUAAUUAUGAUGGUGCAACAUGUUCCACUUGUAAAUCAGGAUGGGGUGGCUCAACAUGUUCAGUCUCGACAACAUAUACCAUUUAUGCUGGUGCUGACAAUUCGUACACUCUCUACCAUAAUGGUGUUGCUAUUCUGUCAGGAAGCACUUGGAGUUCUCCUCAAACAACUACAAGAGUAUUGAAUAGUGGUGAUAUUUUGAUAUCUAAAGGUUAUGAUUCUGAUGGAAUGGGAGGACUCGUGGUUGAAGUUUACAACUCAAACAAUGAUUAUUCAACUGGUAGAGUUACAUGGUAUUGA
This is a messenger RNA of Naegleria gruberi, 1311 nucleotides long. RefSeq lists its product as uncharacterized. NCBI's taxonomy places the organism in Eukaryota, Heterolobosea, Eutetramitea, Acrasida, Naegleriidae. The coding region runs from base 1 to 1311 and encodes 436 amino acids. The transcript is spliced from 2 exons. The record is from RefSeq and is a predicted model, not a curated record.